This is a messenger RNA of Microdochium trichocladiopsis, 2853 nucleotides long. Its product is annotated as neutral/alkaline non-lysosomal ceramidase. The record is from RefSeq and is a predicted model, not a curated record. Lineage: Eukaryota; Fungi; Ascomycota; Sordariomycetes; Xylariales; Microdochiaceae. Gene Ontology annotation, cellular component: extracellular region. The transcript has 4 exons. Gene Ontology annotation, biological process: sphingosine biosynthetic process; ceramide catabolic process; long-chain fatty acid biosynthetic process. The coding region runs from base 372 to 2660 and encodes 762 amino acids. Gene Ontology annotation, molecular function: N-acylsphingosine amidohydrolase activity.
CCACAGCCCGCCCUCAUCGCCGAGCCCUCGACGACCCCUUGUGACCGCCGCAUGGCCCAAAUCUCCAUUGCCAGAUGCUCUUUGCUCGGCAUGACUCGAAUACCGGAUGUCACCCUUGUCUUGGACGGUGUGGGUGACAUCCUGCAAGGGCGACCCGAAGCUGUCGACCUCGGGAUCCCCCACGAUGCGAGCUCCAGAUCGGGUGGCCUGGCUCUGGCCUGGUCUUCUCGUGAGAGCGAGUUGAUCUUGCCGCCUUCAGGUCGUCCCAUAAGUUGAGGCCAAGCUCCCGACUUUUUCAGCACGGCCGCGUCUUCGACAGCUCUUGUGUCGAUCCUGCACAGCGCCAAGCCUCACCGUCGACGCUCUCCAGCAUGGGGAAAACAUUUGCAAGGGCUGCCUCAACGGCACCGAGGUCGGUCCUCGUCCUCUUCUCCAUCUUCUCCCUCUUCUCGCUCGGCGUGCUCUUCUCCUCCUCCUCGACCGGCAAGGCAACGCUUGCAAAGGCUGGGUGGAGCACCCACGACGACCACGCUCGCUUCCAAGUGCCUCCGCACCGUGAGCCCAGACAGCAGUCUUCUGGAGACAAGUAUCUGCUCGGCGUCGGCAAGGCAGACAUCACCGGCCCCGUCGUCGAGAUUGGCUUCGCGGGCUACGCCGACCUGAACCAGGUGGGCACAGGUCUCCGCCAGAGAAUCCACUCGCGCGCCUUCAUCGUUGGCGAUGUCAACAAGCCCCAGGAUCGUUUCAUCUACCUGCUCCUCGACAUUUCCUUUGGCGACACUGGAAUCCGCAGGGGCAUCCUCGAGGGCAUCGCUGCCCUCGGCGGAGAAUAUGCCGUCUAUGGCGCCGGCAAUGUUGCCGUCACUGGCACACACUCUCACUCUGGUCCGGGCGCGUGGUUCAACUACCUUCUUCCCCAGAUUACCACCCUCGGCUUUGACAAGGCGAGCUACCGGGCCAUUGUCGAUGGUGCCGUCUUGUCUGUCAAGAGAGCGCACGAGUCCUUGCAGGAGGGAUACCUCGACUUUGGCAUGGUGAACAUCGAGGACAGCAACCUCAGCAGAAGUCUUUAUGCCUACAUGGCGAACCCGGCAGAAGAACGUGCGCAGUACAGCGACAGCGUCGACAAGGAGAUGACCGUCCUGCGUUUCCAGCGAGCUUCGGACAGCAAGAACAUUGGCGUGCUGACCUGGUUCCCUGUCCACCCUACUUCGAUUUACCAGAACAACACCCACGUCACUGGCGACAACAAGGGUGUGGCCGAGCUCAUGUUUGAGAAAGCCAUGGCCGGCCACUCCUCUGCCGCCGAAGGCUUCGUCGCCGGCUUUUCCCAGGCCAACGUAGGAGACACUACGCCAAACGUCCUUGGUGCUUGGUGUGACGAUGGCUCAGGACUGCAGUGCAGCUACGAGAACGCGACCUGUGCCAACGGCAUGUCUCAGGCUUGCCACGGCCGCGGUCCGUUCUAUGAGAAGCAAGAUAAAGGCGUUGCAAGUUGUUACGAGAUCGGCAAGCGCCAGUACGAUGGUGCCCGCUCUGUUUAUGACUCUCUUCCGUCUGCUGGCACGCCCGUUGUGGGCUCGUCUGUCAAGUCGUUCCACUUCUUCCAUGACAUGCGGUUCUGGAACUUCCAGCUCGAAAAUGGUACCCAAGUCCAGACCUGCCCUGCUGCGCUCGGCUAUUCUUUUGCCGCCGGUACCACCGACGGUCCUGGCUUCGCCGACUUCACUCAGGGCGAUUCGGGUGACCCCGAUGCCAGCCCAAUCUGGCUCGCUGUCAAGAGUCUCCUCCGUGUCCCGACCGCGGCACAAGUGAAGUGCCAAGGCAAGAAGCCUGUUCUCCUUGACGCUGGCGAGCAGUCUGUCCCCUACGACUGGAGCGCAAACAUCGUCGAUGUCCAGAUGCUGCGUGUUGGCCAGUUCGUCAUCAUUGUCAGCCCCAGUGAAGCUACAACCAUGGCUGGCCGAAGAUGGCGCAAUGCCGUCAAGGCCGCUGCCACAGACAUUGUCGGAGGCGGUGUCGAGCCCAAGGUUGUGCUCGGUGGCCCCGCCAACACGUACGCCCACUAUGUCACCACUCCCGAGGAGUUUGACAUCCAGCGCUACGAGGGUGCAAGCACUCUGUACGGCAAGUGGGAGCUCAACGCUUACAUCAACCUGACUGUCAGCAACAUCCAGUACCUUGCUCCCGACGCGACUGGUGCCCCCUCUCCCGGCCCUGAGCCUCAGGACAACCGCAACAGCAGCCUUAGCUUCAUCACUGGUGUUGUGUACGACUCGCCUGGUAUCGGACAAUCUUAUGGUGCUGUUCUUAGUCAGCCGGCUGUAUCGUACACUCGUGGUGCAGUGGUCAACGCGACAUUUGUUGGUGCCAACCCCCGUAACAACUUCCGCCUUGAGGGAACAUUCACUGCCGUUGAGAAGCGGCAGAGCGAUGGCACCUGGAGUCGUGUGCGCGACGACACUGAUUAUCACCUGGUUUACUAUUGGAAGAGGACGAACGGCCUCCUUGGCACAAGCACAGUUACCGUCAGUUGGGAAACCGAGGCCGAUGCCGCGCCGGGCGUGUACCGCCUAAAGUACUACGGUGACGCGAAGGCAUUCCUUGGUGGAGUCAUCACGGCGUUCGAGGGCACAAGCUCCACCUUCACCCUUUCUUGAAACCGGUAGCUUUGAAGGACGUUGGGUUUCACUGUUGUUCGCAUUUAUUCUGUUGAUGACCAUUGAGUAAUGAUUUCACGGGUAGUAUGGCAAUAAUUGAAUGAUUCUUGCAGUCACUGUUCCUGUAUCUAUCGAGACUGUCUAGUGAUGAAAUCUGUAUGGGAGACAUCCACAAAUCAUCUUCAUCUUUGAU